CAGAUUCUAUGCAAGUCUCUAAACAAACGCCAAAUGCGUUUGAAAUACGGAAAAUAAAAGAAUACAUAUCGAAACCCGUAUCUUUGUUGUGACAUAUCGAAUGGACGUCAUGGAAAUUUUGAUAGCUCGCACAUUUGUCAGUGGGCAAAUGUUUGUUUACUUCCGGGAGUCGCGUUACGAAACAAAGCAUUCGGAAUGUUAAAGUUGGGGAAUUUGUUGAAAAUAACCGGUCUUAAUGGGUUCGUUCGGUUCAACUCUUACCCGGCCGUUGCCACCGCAGCACAAGCCGAAUGGCGACCGUCCCGGGCAGUGUGGUUGGAAAACAUGGACACGGUAGAACCGGCUCAAUCGGGAAUCGUGGAGCUGGACAAUGCAGUAUUCGGUGCAUCGCCGCGAAUUGAUAUCGUGCAUCAGAACAUCGAAUGGCAGAGGAAGUAUCGAUUCGUUAGCUUUGCACACACCAAAACUAGAAAUGAAGUGCGUGGUGGCGGAAGGAAACCGUGGCCUCAAAAGGGUCUGGGAAGGGCUCGCCACGGUUCAAUCAGAUCCCCGCUGUGGAGGGGCGGUGGUAUUGCACACGGUCCAAGAUCGCCGACCACACACUUCUACAUGCUGCCCUUCUUCAAUCGAGUCUUGGGACUAGUCUCCACGCUGUCGAUAAAGCUGGCUCAGGAUGAUUUGCACGUUGUGAAAAACUUGGAAAUCCCAACGGACGAUCCACAGUAUCUGCAGGAUUUGGUUGCAGCACGGCAGUGGGGGCCUUCGGUGUUGUUUGUAGACGCGACCGAUGUUCUUUCCCGAAAUAUAUCAAUCAGUGCGGAGAACAUUGACCACAUCAACUUAAUGCCGACGUACGGCUUGAACGUGUACUCGAUGCUGAAACACAACACCGUCGUCUUAACUGAAGAUGCAGUUCGAAGCGUUGAGAGCAAAUUGCUGGAGCACCUGAAUCGCAACGAUGCGCGUGCACAAAUGUGCAAAUUUAAGUAUGACAAAUAAAGCUCCCAAACCAGUGCAUAGCAAUUAAUAAUCGUAAAAAUAAAGCAUUUUUAUUUCGUCCUCGAGUAUUGUA
This is a messenger RNA of Anopheles coluzzii, 1072 nucleotides long. RefSeq names its product 39S ribosomal protein L4, mitochondrial (gene mRpL4). Gene Ontology annotation, molecular function: structural constituent of ribosome. Lineage: Eukaryota; Metazoa; Arthropoda; Insecta; Diptera; Culicidae. Gene Ontology annotation, biological process: translation. Gene Ontology annotation, cellular component: ribosome. The record is from RefSeq and is a predicted model, not a curated record. The coding region runs from base 196 to 999 and encodes 267 amino acids. The transcript has a single exon.